UUCUGCCUUCUCUCUGCAGUGCUGGUUGGAGUGGGAGUGGAGACCCUGCAGCGCGGGCAGUUCCAGAGCCUGGCUGUCUACCUGCUUUUCUCAGGGGCAGCGGUUUCCAUCUGCGAAGUCUCCUUCUUCGUCAGCCUGCUCCUGGGCAUGUGUAUCACCUACCAGCCAGGCUCCCUGGCACACGCCUUCUGGAAGCGAACCACCCAGCCAGCGAGCUUCCAGAAAUUCCUGGGUUAUGUGCUGCUCUCGGUAGCCUGCUUCCUGCAUCCCGUCCUGGUCUGGCACGUCACCAUCCCCGGCUCCAUGCUGGUUCUGACCGGCUUGGCCUACUUCCUGCUGAGCAAGCGGAAGAAGAGCCCGGUGCGCCGGGAGGCACGGGGGCCACUGGAGCAGUAUGUGGACCCCUGUGCCACGGCUGCCACCUCCACGGACAGUGGCGACACCGAGCAGACCUUCACCUUCCCCGGGGGGCGCCGAGAGCAGCACGCCUCCCUGCUCGGCCACAUGAAGAGCAUUCUGAAGGGCAGCAAGGACAAGGGCGCUGGCUGGCCGGCCGAGCCCGCCCCAGCCCCGCCCACCCUGGCCCCAGGCAAGCAGGUGCACUUCCAGGAGAAGCUGGUGAGGAUCAUCCCCUCCAUCAGCGAGAGCCCAGACGAGGCGGAGAGCGAGGCCGAGGAAACCACGUCCGACACAGCCCCAAUCCUCGGGCCCACGGAGACCCCGCUCCUCGUCACGCCCCUCAGUGCCACAGGCCUGUUCUGA
Messenger RNA from Terrapene triunguis (Three-toed box turtle), 762 nucleotides. RefSeq names its product transmembrane protein 72 (gene TMEM72). The record is from RefSeq and is a predicted model, not a curated record. The transcript is spliced from 4 exons. The annotation marks the transcript as partial. NCBI's taxonomy places the organism in Eukaryota, Metazoa, Chordata, Testudines, Emydidae.